Microdochium trichocladiopsis is the source of this 1294-nucleotide messenger RNA. RefSeq lists its product as uncharacterized. Gene Ontology annotation, molecular function: carbon-sulfur lyase activity. The transcript has 5 exons. The record is from RefSeq and is a predicted model, not a curated record. NCBI's taxonomy places the organism in Eukaryota, Fungi, Ascomycota, Sordariomycetes, Xylariales, Microdochiaceae. The coding region runs from base 56 to 1141 and encodes 361 amino acids.
UGAAACUUAAACACAGCCCCCGCCGUCCGCCGUAUGAAUCUUGCAACAAUCAAGGAUGCGCCCCAACACGAUCGAGCUCGUCUCCGAAUGCCUCUGCAAGGCCAACCGCUUCACCACGCGGGUUCCGCUGUUGCGACUGCCGCUCAGCGCGACAUGCUGCCACUGCAGCACCUGUCGGCACUUUACGGGAGGGCUGUACACGUGCACCACGGCAUGGCCAGAGCAGGAGGAGGAGGAGGAGGAGGAGGAGGAGGAGAGAACGGAAAACAACUAUCCUCGGUCCCCCUUCUCGGCGAAUGCGGACAUCUUCUUCUGCGCGACCUGCUGCACGCUCAUGUUCUUCGACUGUACGGAAGACGGCAAAGCGUCGUAUGGCGUUAUCGGCAAGGCGCGAGAGCUGGUGAAGAUCCGACAUAACAAGUUCCUGGCUGGCACGCUUGAUGGCGGGGCGCUGCCGUGGACGCGGGACGCGAAUCCAGUGGAUAUGGGGAGGCCGAGAAUGUGGAUGGACGGCGAGCAGGUGCCGAUCAGAUGCUACUGUGGCGGCGUUGACCUUGUGCUGCUGAAUCCCCGGGGUGCGACUGGGGUCGUUUCUCCAGACUUUGUCGACGCCAAGACGGGCAAGAGGAGAGUCGUCGUCGACGCCUGCGGCUCGUGCAGCAAGGUUGUAGGCACACCUCUCACCUACUGGACAACAGCGGAGCUCCGGCACAUCGCUUACCCGCCGUCGUCAAUCUCGGCCAGACAGUUCCCCCGGGACACGUCUGAGCUGGCGGCGGCGGCGGUUGAGCAAGCACAAUCACAGCGUGGUGGGGAGGGCAAAGCCAACGGGCUGGGCUCACUGAUGGUAUUCGGCAGCUCGCCCGGCGUGCAGCGAUAUUCAUGUGCCCGUUGCUCCGCGACGGUAUUCUAUGCCCACCAGCAGAAUCCAGGACAAGUGAAUGUUGCCCUGGGUGUUCUUAGGACCGGAGAUGACGGCGUGCGGGCGGAAAGGGUCUUGGCGUGGGAUUUGCCGAGGUCUGCGGUGCAUUUCGUCGAUGAGUGCCGAAGCGAAUGGAGGAAGGCGGUAGUGGAAAGAAUGAUCGCAAGUGCAGAGAGAUGGAAUGCAGAGAACGAUCGAGCGAGGACCAGGUACAGGUAGUUUGUUGUAUUCAGAAUAACCCCGUAGUAUGCAAGAGAUCAGAGCCAGAUUUCGUUUGGCCAGCCCAAAUGACAAAGGAUAUAAAUGUGACCGAAUGACAAAGUGACCUUCCAAGUGCUGAGUAUCAAACUCUUUUCGUGAUCGGACGCAGAA